Prorocentrum cordatum is the source of this 315-nucleotide messenger RNA. NCBI's taxonomy places the organism in Eukaryota, Dinophyceae, Prorocentrales, Prorocentraceae. The record is from the annotation of a GenBank genome assembly.
AUCUACGACACCUGCAUCGGCUGCACCCUGUGCGUGCGCGCGUGCCCCGUGGACGUGCUCGAGAUGGUGCCCGCGACCGUCAACGCCGCGAAGCAGGCCUGGCGUCCUGCCGGCGCGCUUGCCGACAAAGGGCGAAGGGAGGAGGGUGCAGAUGCCUGCCCGAGCUGCUCGCCGCGCACGUCGGGCAACAGGUCGGCCCAGAGGCGAGCAGCCUCAGGGAGCUUCAGCUCCUGCAAGCUCGCGCGCCUCGCAGGCAUCCGCUCAUCCCUCCCGCGCAUCCUCGAUCAGGGCCGCAGGGGAUGCGUCCUCGGGUGA